AUUUUUUGGCGGUAAAGCGAGCAAGUGUAAAAGCGAAAGCCGACGCGAUGGAUAAGUACACCGUGAUUCAUGAAGGUUUUAUUGCAAAACUUUCAUUUUUUCCAGGAUUUAACAACAUACGCCAUGAUGCAUUGCCUAAAUAUAUGAAUAAUCUGAACGACAGACUUAAGUUAAUAAGUGAUGGUGUAUUUUUCAAUCCCAUAUUCCUUGCUGAGCCCCAAAUGAAGAGGGACUCCAUAUACACUCUCAAUAUUAGCGAGAUUUUACAACACACAGAGCCUUACGUACAUAAAAUAUUCGUGAUAUACCGCACAUGCCUGGACAAUGGCAGUCGGGUACUUGUCUACGCCCGCAGUUCCUUCCCAAAAGAGAAAGACACCGAUGAGACUGUAACAAGUGCAGAGGAUAUGUCGACUGGCAUCACCCAGGUGCUAGAGCAGUUAACCCCACAUUUAAGAAAAAAUGUAGUGGCUAUUGUAUCCGAUAGUUGCAUCAGGAAGUUGGCGGCUAUUGGCAAAAUGUGCAAAGUAUUGUCUUUCAAACCACCACCCCUCGUGUAUGACAAGAGUGAUCUCUAUACCACAUUCGCAAAGGAGUACGAUAUCUUCUGUUGUGGUAUGGUGGAUCACAUCAUGAGUACCACUUUCAAAAAGGACGCCAACAUUGGUCAGCAAAUGUCUGAAAUACGGGCAGCUUGCGCCUCUGUCAACAUGAAAACCUUGCCUAUUUAUUGGGCUUUUGUCGAGGCGAUUAAACUUACCGUAGAAAAUAUACUUCAGAUCAAGGACGAGGCUGAAUUGUUCUAUCUAAAUAAUCGAUGGAUGGACCUUAUUGCAAAUUCAAUUGCUGGCAUUAUGCCCGUUUUAACACUAGAAGAUUGUGCUAAGGGGGGUGGUCUCGUUAGUUAUAUUGUAUAUGAUUCAAUUCAAAAAUCGUAACAUAAAUGUAUAAUUCAAUUGCUUUCAAUAAAAAAUAGUACUUGAAUUUAAAUGAA
Molecule: messenger RNA, 994 nt
Organism: Drosophila willistoni
Lineage: Eukaryota; Metazoa; Arthropoda; Insecta; Diptera; Drosophilidae
Exons: 3
Coding region: 48-938 (296 amino acids)
Source: RefSeq, a predicted model, not a curated record